AUGUCCCGAGCUGUCACAUCUACACAGUUCUUUAACACCUCCAGGUAUAGUCUGAAACGACGUGUUUAUGUUUCUGCAGAGCCGGAACAAGCCACAGGCGCACGAAGGCUUCCAACACUCGCUCCGCAACAGUUUACGCCCGUUUUAGCACCGCCGUUUCCCUCUUCCCCCAGCACCGCUCCUUCCGCGGGGAAGGCAGCGCGGCGCGGUCCCCCGGCAGAGCACCCACGGCUGCGAGGGACGCGACCGACACGCGGGGCAGCGGCUCUGCGAGGACAAGGCGUGGGAGGGCGGGAACACCGGCCUGAACCGAAGCUACCAGACGUUGCAGCGGGAGCACCGGGAGAAGCACGCCCCUUCACGGGUUUUUACCCGCUCCCGGUUGUUAUUUUUUUAACCCGGGGCUGGGAAAGCCCGGCCGAGGCCCCGCAUCCACCAAGCGCCGCACCGUGUGCGCUCCCGCCGCGCUGGGGGCACCCGCGGCAGCGGCCCCGCAACCGCCGGGGACCCGCCGGAGACCCGCCGGUGAGGGGCGGGGGGUCGGCCCGGAGGCGCCGGACUGCGGCAGCGGCCGUUCCGCGCCCACCGCCCCCGCUCCCGCUCCCAUCCCCGGGACCCGCCGCCCCCUUCCCGCUUCCCGCCGCUCCCUCACCUGAGGCGGCGGCCGCGAGCCCCGCCGCCCCGCUCCCGCCAGCCCCCGCGCCGCCACCGCCCCCUCACGUGACACACACAUACCCGCCCAACCUCCCCCUCACUUCCGCCCCUCACUUCCGCCGCCGCCACUUCCUUCCGCCCCGCUGCCGCGUUUCCUUCCGGGUGCGGGCGGCGCGCGCGGCCCUGUGGGAAGGCACGUCCCUCCCUCUCCUUCUCCCCCCCCCCCGCCCCGCGGCCUCCCCGUCUCCCCCGCCGCGCAUGCGCCGUGGCUGCCUCCCCUCUUCCUCCCCGGCAGCGCCGGAGCCCCAGCAGCCGGAGCAGCGGCAGCAGCUGACGAUGAGGAGGAGCGCGGGGGGGGGCGGCGGCGGCGGGGGGGUCCAUUAUUUAUACCGUUAA
Phalacrocorax carbo (great cormorant) is the source of this 1050-nucleotide messenger RNA. Lineage: Eukaryota; Metazoa; Chordata; Aves; Suliformes; Phalacrocoracidae. The record is from RefSeq and is a predicted model, not a curated record.